Messenger RNA from Zymoseptoria tritici IPO323, 685 nucleotides. RefSeq lists its product as uncharacterized. The coding region runs from base 50 to 343 and encodes 97 amino acids. NCBI's taxonomy places the organism in Eukaryota, Fungi, Ascomycota, Dothideomycetes, Mycosphaerellales, Mycosphaerellaceae. The transcript has a single exon. The record is from RefSeq and is a predicted model, not a curated record.
ACGAUGAAGAACGACACCCACACCAGCACCGAAUACUCCUCCUCGUACGAUGAAGAACGACACCCAUACCGGCACCGAAUACUCCUCCGACCAGCCUAGCUCGCACGAUCAAAAGCGACACCUCACCUCCCCUGUCUCGCACGACAACCACGCCGGCGCCGUUCAUCACUGCAAGCCUCCAUCGCACUAUGCUCACCGCCCUCACGCCCUUACAUCCUCAAGAACGAUACACGCCCUCAUGGAAUAUCCACGCCGCGAUCUGGACUACCUCCACCCUGAGAUCGAGACGCUUUGGCAGGUCUUCGGGACAUACACACACACAACGCCAUCCGAACACGGCUGAAGGAUGAGAAGGGUGUCGACAUCUCGCGUGCUACAUUCGAGCGUGUGAUGGCUGAAUGAGGGCAUCACAACACUCGGUGAUUAUGAUGAGGAGCGCCUGCGUGCAAGGAUUGAUGAGCUGUUUUGGCAGACGGAUGAGAAUGAUGAGAUGUACCAUCAGAUCCUGCAAGAUUGAUGGCUUCAAGCUCUCCAAGUGGCGGCCACACGAGUGCUAGAAAAGAGCCCGGCGUCUGCCCCAGAGUACUCUUUGCAAGCUGUCCAAGCUGUUAAGACACAGUCUGCAGGCCAGCAAACAUCUUCGCUCAAGGACCGUUCUCAGUCACAGCUCGGCCAACAGCAGUCG